CUCUCUCUCUCUCUCUUUGUUUCUCUCGCUCGCUCACAAAGCAUAAGCAGGGACGGACGGACGGACGGACGGAAAGGAGAGACGACGGCGAUGGAGGUAGCGGAGGGUGGUGACGGAACGGAACUGGAUCGGAGGGUCAUGGCGGCCGUGAAGGCAGCGGAGGAUCGGGGUGAUCCGCCGCUGUUACGCGCCGUGGAGGCGGCGCGGUGCGUGCAAGAACGCGGCCUGGGUCUCCCCAACGUCGAGCUGGCCCACGUCUUGGUCUCCAAUCUCUGCUUCGCCAACAACACACCGGAACUGUGGAAGUUGCUCGAUCAGGCCAUGGCGUCCCGCUUGGUCUCCCCCAUCCACGCCCUGGCCCUCCUCACACCUAGGGUGAUUCUUCAUCGACAGGUGCAACCGGAGGCCUACCGGCUUUAUCUUGAACUCAUGAACCGUUAUGCCCUCUCUUCUCUUUCGGUUGAGGCCGGAUUUUGCCGAGACAAGAUUAUAAAAUCUGUUGAUGAUGCUCUACGACUUUCUGAUACAUAUGGGGUUCAAGAGAUGGAUGUUGGACAUGCAAUUGUUUUGUUCAUCAUGACUAUUAUCACAAAUUUGAUUGAUUGUACAAUUGAAGAUUGUGGACUUCUUGGUAGUGCAUAUGCUAAUGGAGGAAAUCAACUAAUGGAGAUAGACAUGACAACAAAUUUAAAUGAGAAAAGGAAUGAGCAUCGUGAAUAUCUGCGUCAAAGUAAUGCAUUAAUGGCUAUUGAAGUGGUUGAAAAAAUUUCUUCAAAUAGAAGAGCAAAAGUCUUCCUUCGCCUCAUCCACAUCAACAUGCCUGAGAAGUUCAAUGGUCUACUUCAGAGACUACAAACUGUUGAAUCCAACAAAUCAAAGUCAGACAAGUUGUCAUCCAUAAAUAAUGUGUUGGAUAAGUUGUUCAUGAAUAUAAAGAGGGCGAUGAGUAGGGAGCUCCUAAAUAAGCAUCAGCUUCUCGGAGCUCUGGCUGAUCCUGGGCCAUGUAGCUUGAAUUCUUGCAACAGUUUUGGAGCUGGAAGGGAUGCCUGUUGGAUUCCUGUUGAUGUAUUCAUGGAGACUACAAUGGAUGGGAAGCAUCUAUAUGCUAUAUCUUGUAUUGAGGUUCUUACAGAAUUGACCAAAACACUCCAAGUAAUUAAUCAGGCAAGCUGGCAAGAGACAUUUCAAGCUCUUUGGGUUUCAGCUCUUCGACUUGUGCAACGAGAUCGAGAACCCCAGGAAGGGCCAGUCCCACACCUAGAUGCACGACUUUGCAUGCUACUUUCACUUGUCCCUUUGGCUAUCCUUUCGGUUGUCAAGGAUGAUAAUGAUACACCUAUUCCUGUCAGCAAUAGUCCUAUGAGAAGUAGCCCACAUGGACGUGAAGGAAAUAACUUUACUUCUAGACGACAUGGAUUGAUAUCGUCCCUUAAGACUCUGGGACAAUUUUCAGCACUUCUCUCACCUCCUCCAUCAGUUGUCAAUGCAGCUAAUAAUGCUGCCACAAAAGCAGCAAUCUUUGUUUCUAAUUUCAAGGCUGGGAAUAACAACCUAAAUGUUGGGCGUAAUGAUACUUCUAUAAGAGCAGUUGGGAACAUGUUACAUCUAAUAGUUGAUGCCUGUAUUUCAAGGAAUCUGAUUGAUACGUCCGCAUACUUCUGGCCUGGUUAUGUUGUUCCUUCUGCAUUAUCAAAAGAUUCAACUUCAUUUCAAGACUCUCCUUGGUCAACCUUCCUUGAAGGGGCUCCACUCACUGGUUCAUUGAAAAGCUCGCUCAUGAUGACUCCUGCAUCAAGUUUUGUGGAAGUGGAGAAAAUGUACAACGUUGCACUAAUUGGAUCAGAAGAAGAAAAACUAGCAGCUGCUAAGAUUCUAUGUGGUGCAUCUCUUCUCCGUGGCUGGAAUGUCCAGGAACACGUUGUGCGAAUUGUAGUCAAAAUGCUAUCUCCUCCUAUGCCUUCUGAUUCUUCAGCUCCAGGAGCAGGGAAUUAUUUAAUUGGUCACAUGCCUGUUCUCAGUGCUAUUUUAUUUGCAAUUUCUGGAGUGGAUACUGUUCACAUUCUUUCUUUGUAUGGCAUGGUUCCAGAAGUUGCAGCAACUUUAAUGCCACUUUGUGAGUUCUUUGGGUCACUCUCACCCCUUUCCAGUCAUAGAUCAAGCACUUCUGAGGAAUCUUCUGUUUACACAGUUUUCUCCUGUGCAUUCCUCUUUCUUCUUCGGUUGUGGAAGUUCUACAAGCCACCUCAGGAACACUGUAUAGCAGGUCGUGGAGGUCCUGUUAGGCUGGAAUUAACACUAGACUAUCUCUUACUGAUGCACAAUAGCCGUUUGGGUGUGCAGAACUCUCCUGAUGCAGAUAGACUAUCUCUUUCUAAUGCACCGCCAAGUCAACCAGUUUACAUUGACUCAUUUCCAAGACUAAGGGCUUGGUACUUCCAGAAUCAAGCUUGUAUAGCCUCAACCCUUUCUGGUCUUUCUAGUAAAAAUCCUGUCCACCAACUUGCUAAUAAGAUUCUGAGCAUGAUUUGCCGAAAAAUGUCAAAAUGUGGACCUGUUUCUGGUAAUCCUUCAUCAAACUCAAGCAGCAGCAUAAGUGGAUCACCUGUUAAUUCAACUGAAGAUUCUUUUCAAAGACCAAUGCUCCCUGCAUGGGAGAUACUAGAAGCACUUCCCUUUGUUCUUGAAGCUGUUUUGACUGCAUGUGCCCAUGGGAGGCUCUCAUCCCGUGAAUUGACUACAGGUUUGAGAGAUCUUAUGGAUUUCCUGCCUGCUUCUAUUGCUGCUAUAAUUAGUUAUUUUUCUGCUGAGAUUACUCGGGGAAUAUGGAAACCUGUUUCAUUGAAUGGAACAGACUGGCCCAGCCCUUCUCCAACUCUUCUCUCGAUGGAGUCUGAAAUAAAAGAAAUCCUUGCCUCUGUUGGGGUUCAUAUCAACAGUUGUUAUCCACGUGGGAUGCCACCAAUGCUUCCAUUACCAAUGGCUGCUCUAGUAAGCUUAACAAUAACCUUAAAACUCGACAAGAGUGUGGACUACAUUCAUGGAGUUGUUGGUCAGGCCCUUGAGAACUGUGCAACAGGUUGCACCUGGCCAAGCAUGUCCAUCAUAGGAGCCUUGUGGGCCCAAAAAGUGCGAAGGUGGCAUGACUUUAUUGUCCUCUCAUGCUCACGUUCUCCCUUCUCAAGGGAAAAAGAGGCUGUUGCACAGCUGAUCAGAAGCUGCUUCACAUCAUUUCUGGGUCCAUCAGUUUCUGGAGAUUCUCACAUUAUAGCCAAUCGAGGAGUUAAUGGACUCUUAGGACAGUUCAUGUCUGAUGAAGGUGCUAGGCUACCGGUUCCUCCUGGUUUUCUAUACCUUCGGACAUUUCGGAACUUUCAUGAUACCCAUUUUGUUAAUGAGGUGAUUUUCAAGCUGGUUAUUGAGUGGGCACACAAACUAGCAAACGAAUGGGCCUCUGGCGGGCCUGCUUGUCUGAAAUCAGGUCGCACAUCACUGGCUGCUGCUGCCUCAGGAGUACAAGAAGUGGCAACUCUAGGGGCUAGCCUGUUGUGCAUUGCAGGUGGGGUGCAGAUGGUUCAGAUAUUGUACGAAGAGACAUUGCCAACCCUGCUUCUAUCAACUAGUGAGGAAAAAUUAGGUGGUGCCGGACCAGUAUCUAACAUUCUACAAGGGUAUGCUAUGGCCUAUAUGCUAAUCUUAUGUGGAUCCUUUGUUUGGGGAAAUGGGAACACGUCCCCAGCAUACACAUCAGUGUUCUCUUCAAGGCGAACCAGGGUGAUCGGUAUCCACAUGGACUUUAUCGCUGGAGCAGUGGGAGGCAACAUAAUUCUUGGCUGUGAUCCAGCUACAUGGAAAGCGUACGUAUCUUGCUUUGUCGGCUUGCUGGUGAAGUUUGCACCGGCAUGGGUGGGAGGAGUGAAGCAGGAGACCCUGCAGAAGUUAGCCAGUGGCUUGAGGGGGUGGCAUGAGUGUGACUUGGCUAUAUCACUGCUAGAGAGAGGUGGCCCUUCAUCCAUGGCGGCGGUGGUGGAAUGGAUGACGUAAAGUUCCAGUAGUUUUUGUAUAUUUUGUUGACAGAUUGCUGGUGGUUGAAAACAUCAUGUUUGGAGAUCGUCUGCCAAUCACUAGUAAGGCAUUUGGAAUUGGGUUCCUGUAGCUGGCAAAAGCGGCCACGGUGCCAGUGAUCUGUGACAAUGUUUUAACUUUUCUGAUGGUGGUGUUGGGCUCGCAAGGAUAUGAAGGUCUCAUAUUCUUAAAGGUGUACAUGGUUAUAGAAAUUCUGGAUAUAUACAUGAAUACAACAAUAAUCAAGUUUUAUUUUACUAAGUGAUAUGGAUUAUUAUGUGUCA
Messenger RNA from Zingiber officinale, 4346 nucleotides. Its product is annotated as mediator of RNA polymerase II transcription subunit 33A-like. The record is from RefSeq and is a predicted model, not a curated record. Gene Ontology annotation, cellular component: mediator complex. Bases 91 to 4041 code for a protein of 1316 amino acids. NCBI's taxonomy places the organism in Eukaryota, Viridiplantae, Streptophyta, Magnoliopsida, Zingiberales, Zingiberaceae. Gene Ontology annotation, biological process: regulation of phenylpropanoid metabolic process. The transcript is spliced from 13 exons.